AUGGCGGCCACCAUCGACAUUCGACAAACAUGGGCCGUACUCAGUCUUGGGCUGGACAAGAUCCUCAACGCGGAUCUUCGUGCCAGCAGCAACUCAGGCACAAUCAAGGCGCUCGAGAAGACGGACUACAUCGAACUCUACCAUGAGGUAUUUGGGUACUGCACAAAGAGCUCCUCGGGGUCCAGGCCUCUGGGCGCCAUGCAAGCUGGCGCACGAUCCCAGUCCGCCGACAAGAUUUACGGAAAGGACAUUUACGACAAGCUCAAGGACUUUCUCAUUGAACACAACAAGAAGAAGCUCAGCGCGCUGUCGCAGCUUCGCGGGGAGGAGCUGCUCAACACAUACCGCCACGAGUGGGGGCUGUACGACUUUACGCGCACCAUCAUCGACAACAUCUUCAGCUACCUCAACAAGCACUGCGUGCCCCGCGCCAUCGAAGCAGACAUGCCCGGAUACUUUGACAUCUACACGCUGACCGUCUUUGUUUGGAGAGAAUACCUCUUCAAACCCCUGCACGAGAAGCUUGUCGAGAGCGCGCUUGAGAUGGUUCGCCAGGACCGCAACGGCGUUCAGAUCCGCACCAGCGCCCUCAAGGCGUUUACAGCAAGCCUCGUGGCGAUGGGUUUGGAUGACAAGGAGAAUGUGCAAGGGCUUGUUGGGCGCGUUGAGUUCAAGCCAAAAGUGAACCUGGACGUGUACGAGCAGUACUUUGAGAGGCCGUACCUCGCCGAGACGCGCGCCUUUUACCAGAAGGAGAGCAUCUCCUUUGCAGACGCGGGCUCCCUCGCAGACUUUGUCAAAAAGGCGCUGGUGCGCGUUGAAGAGGAAGAGGACCGCGUGCAUCAGUUUAUGCACGAGUCCACGGGCAUCAAAGUCGCAGAGGAGUGCAACAAAGUGCUUGUUGUGAUGCACCAGGACGCCCUUAACAACGAAGCGUCCGUCCUCCUGGAAACAGAAAAGGACGAAGCAGACCUGAAGCGGCUGUACACGCUGCUGCGACGUGUGCCGGAGACGCUGAAGCCACUGCGGGACCAGGUGGAGAAGCACAUUGCACAGCACGCGCGCAGCGCCAUCGACGCCUGCGGCAAACUCGGCGCGUCGAGCGAGGAUGCGCGCAAGUUUGUUGAGACGCUGCUGCAGGUGCACGAGAAGUACCUGAAGCAGAUCAACCUUGCCUUUGAGAACGACACGCUGUUUGUGGAGGCGAUGGACAAGGCGCUCAAGGACGUGGUGAACCGCAACGCCGUGACGGCCAACGGGCGCAACUCGACACGCAGCCCCGAGCUGCUGGCCAAGUACUGCGACUCGCUGCUGAAGCGCGGCUCAAAGGUGGAGGGCGAGCAGCUGGAGCGCCGUCUCGCCCAGGUCAUGACCAUCUUCAACUACCUUGAGGAUCGGGACGUGUUUGAGAAGUUUUACAAGAAGUUCCUUGCGAAGCGGCUUGUGACGGGCGGCUCUGCCUCUGACGAUGCGGAGGCCAUGUUCCUGUCCAAGCUCAAGGCCGCCAGCGGGCACGAGUACACACACAAGCUGCAGCGCAUGUUCAACGACAUUGGCACCAGCCGCGAGCUCAACACCAAGUUCAAGAACCACCUGCGCGUCUCCGGCACGUCGCUGAAGGUUGACUUCUACGUGCAAGUGCUGACGAGCCACUCGUGGCCGUUUACGGCGCAGCUCAACGUCACGCUCCCGCCGGUCCUCGGCCGCUGCCUCGAGCGCUUCUCCAUGUUCUACCAGAAUGAGCACCAGGGCCGCAAGCUCAUGUGGGCGUACCAGCUGUGCAAAGGCGAGCUCCUCACACACUACCUCAAGAAGCCUUUCGUCUUCCAGGCAAAUCUGAUCCAGAUGGCUGUGCUGCUGCUGUUUAACCAGCAGCUGAGCAUGAGCCGCUCCCAAAUCCUCGAAGCAACGGGCGUUGACGAGAAAUCCCUCAAGCCACAGCUUGACAACCUCCGCAAGAUGAAGAUCUUCAAGGAAGAGAACGAGGUGAUGACGCUGAACGAGAAGUACAGCUACAAGAAGCUGAAGAUCAAGAUUGACCAGCCCGUGAAGAGCGAGCAGAAGGAGGAGUCUGAGACGACACACAAGAUGGCGAUGGAGGACCGCAAGCUUGUGAUGGAGGCGUGCAUUGUUCGCAUCAUGAAGAUGCGCAAGCGCCUCAGCCACACGUCCCUCGUGCAAGAGGUCAUUGAGCAGCUCCAGUCGAGAUUCAAGCCAGACGUCGGCAUGAUCAAGAAAUCGAUUGAGUCGCUGAUUGACAAGGAGUACCUUCGCCGAGGUCAAGUCCGCACAGAAUACGAGUACCUUGCAUAA
Molecule: messenger RNA, 2313 nt
Organism: Salpingoeca rosetta
Lineage: Eukaryota; Choanoflagellata; Craspedida; Salpingoecidae
Exons: 17
Coding region: 1-2313 (770 amino acids)
Biological process (GO): SCF-dependent proteasomal ubiquitin-dependent protein catabolic process; protein ubiquitination
Cellular component (GO): SCF ubiquitin ligase complex
Molecular function (GO): ubiquitin protein ligase binding
Source: RefSeq, a predicted model, not a curated record